Molecule: messenger RNA, 2322 nt
Organism: Panicum hallii
Lineage: Eukaryota; Viridiplantae; Streptophyta; Magnoliopsida; Poales; Poaceae
Product: phosphomannomutase/phosphoglucomutase
Exons: 18
Coding region: 156-2006 (616 amino acids)
Biological process (GO): carbohydrate metabolic process
Cellular component (GO): chloroplast stroma
Molecular function (GO): phosphomannomutase activity
Source: RefSeq, a predicted model, not a curated record
CCACAUCCAGGGCUCCACCCCGACAGUAACUUUGGUUCCAUCGGCACCAGCGAUCCCUCCACCGCUGCUCCGCUUUCCUCGUGCUCACCGCCCCAGUGAGCUUCAAGCCGAAGCCGCCUCCGCCUCCGCCUCCGCACCCGCACGCACGCGCAGCCAUGGAAGCAUUAUCAGCGAAGACCAUAAAAAAUGCAUUCUUGGCACAACAUCACCCACGGACUAGGCAUGGUACAAGAUAUCACAGUGGCUUUUGUUCCCUCAAUACCCGCAGCAUGCAUUCCUUCCAGGAAUGUAGAUUGUCAGUGGCUGAUUCUUCAGCCAAAUGGUUAAAUACCACAACGACACCAUGGACUAGCUUCGACAAACAAGCAGUUAGCUGCAAUGCUGCUCAAGGUGGCAGUGCUGUCUCUUCCUCUGAGAAAGUUGAUUUUCUCAAGCUUCAAAAUGGCAGUGAUAUUCGUGGUGUUGCUGUUGCUGGGGUUGAAGGUGAGCCUGUCAACCUCACGGAACCUGCCACUGAAGCUAUAGCUGCAGCUUUUGCAGCGUGGCUGUUAAACAAGAAGGAAGCAGAUGGAUUGAGACGUUUAAGAAUCUCUGUUGGACAUGACUCACGAAUCUCUGCCCAUAAAUUGCAGAAUGCAGUUACUCAUGGAAUCACUGCAGCUGGACAUGAUAUCCUACAGUUUGGAUUGGCCUCAACACCUGCAAUGUUCAACAGUACACUUACAGAAGAUGAGAGAAAUCAUUUACCCGUUGAUGGAGCCAUAAUGAUAACAGCGAGCCAUCUUCCCUACAAUCGAAAUGGUCUCAAGUUUUUUACAAGUGAUGGUGGGUUAAAUAAGGCUGAUAUCAAAGAUAUCCUGGAGCGUGCUUCUAAAAUAUAUGAGGAAUCUGCACAUGGUAAACAGCAAGAACGGGAGGAUGCUUCUAGGGGAGUUGUGAAUAGUGUGGACUAUAUGUCAAUUUAUGCUUCUGAUCUUGUACAAGCAGUUCGUAAAUCUGCUGGAGACAAAGAAAAACCAUUGGAGGGACUGCACAUAGUUGUUGAUGCAGGCAACGGUGCAGGUGGAUUUUUUGUGGAUAAGGUACUCAAACCAUUAGGAGCUGUCACUACUGGAAGUCAAUUCCUGGAGCCUGAUGGCUUGUUUCCCAAUCACAUUCCGAACCCUGAGGACAAAACUGCAAUGAAGGCCAUUACACAAGCAGUUCUUGAUAACAAGGCAGACUUAGGCAUCAUAUUUGAUACAGAUGUUGAUAGGUCUGCUGCUGUUGACUCCAGUGGUCGUGAGUUGAACCGUAACCGAUUGAUUGCUUUGAUGGCUGCCAUAGUUAUUGAGGAACAUCCAGGAACUACAGUUGUGACGGAUAGUGUGACUUCAGAUGGGUUGACUGUAUUUAUUGAAAAUAAACUUGGAGGGAAACAUCACCGUUUCAAGCGAGGGUACAAGAAUGUAAUAGAUGAGGCUAUUCGUCUGAAUUCUAUUAGUGAGGAAUCGCAUUUGGCCAUGGAAACAAGUGGCCAUGGAGCGCUGAAAGAGAACCACUGGCUCGAUGAUGGAGCAUACCUUAUGGUCAAACUUUUGAAUAAACUUGCUGCUGCCAGAACUCUGGAUUCAAGUAUUGGCAGUAAAGUUUUGACUGAUUUGGUUGAGGGCCUUGAGGAAGCUGCUGUGACAGUGGAGAUAAGGUUGAAGAUUGAUCAGAAUCAUGCAGAUUUGAAAGGAGGGUCCUUCCGUGAUUAUGGGGAAGCAGUUUUGAGACAUUUAGAGAAUGCUAUUGGCAAAGAUCCAAAUCUCCACAAAGCCCCCAAGAAUUAUGAAGGCGUAAGAGUUUCAGGGCAUGGUGGAUGGUUCCUGGUGAGGCUCUCCCUCCAUGACCCUGUCCUUCCCUUAAACAUUGAGGCACCGAAUAAGGAUGAUGCCAUUAAGCUUGGGCUUGCGGUGCUUGCUGCUGUGAGUGAAUUCUCAGCACUGGAUGUGACGGCAUUGAACAAAUUCGUGCAGCAGUGAACAUAGGGACAUUGACGUCAUUCUGUGAGCUUCUUUCACAUGGCGACUUUGCUUGUCUGUGUCGACGAUGAACAAAGUCUUGGCCAGUGAAUAUAGGGUUUCAAUGUUUGGCUUUCCUCAGAUGAGUUUUCGUGUUUAUACCAGGUAUCUGAGUAAGAACAUUUAUACUAGUGAGGCAGGUGUACACUUGAAAUAAGAUGCGAGUGUUUGAAAAGUAUCAGGAGGUUUGCUGUGAGGCCAUGAACUUCCAGAUGUUACUUGAUCUGUCAAUAACUUUUUCACUGUGAUUAGAUGAAGCACCCUUUCGCUGCUUUGU